AUGGGCUCUGUCCUGCCCGCCGAUCCGUCAGUGCCGGUGCCGCCGGUGCUGCUGCUGAAGUCCCGGUUCCGCGGCCCGGCGUGUGACGUCAUCAUCAGCUCGGAGAUCCUGCACAGCUUCCUGUACGGGCGCUGGAGGAGCGCGCAGCCGGAGGAGCAGAGCCCGCGGACGGCCUUCACUGCCGAGGCGCUGGCGCAGUCCUUCAGCGGAGAGGUGCAGAAGCUGUCCAGUCUGGUUCUGCCCAGUGCGGUGGUCAUCGCCCAGAGCUCGGUGCCCGGUGAGGGGCUCGGCAUCUUCACCAAAACAUGGAUCAAAGCGGGCACUGAGAUGGGACCCUUCAGUGGGAGACUGCUGGCCCCCGAACAUGUGGACCUGCGCAAGAACAACAACCUCAUGUGGGAGGUGUUUAAUGAGGACGGCUCGGUGCGCUGCUUCAUUGAUGCGAGUCAGGAGGAUCAGCGCAGCUGGAUGACGUACAUCAAAUGUGCUCGAAAUGAACAGGAGCAGAACCUGGAGGUGGUGCAGAUCGGCAGCAGCAUCUACUACAAAACCCUGGAGACCAUUCCUCCAGAUCAGGAGCUGCUGGUUUGGUACGGAAACUCUCAUAACACUUUUCUGGGAAUUCCUGGAGUCCCGGGAUCUGAAGAUGAACAACAGAAGAAGAGGAGCGAAGAGGCUCCGGCGUGCGACUCCUCCCCCUGCUCCUCCUCCUCCUGUGGCUCCUCCUCUUCCUCAGCGAGCCGCAUGCGCUGUGUGAUCUGCCACCGGGGCUUUAACUCUCGCAGUAACCUGCGCUCGCACAUGCGCAUACACACGCUGGACAAGCCGUUCGUGUGCCGCUUCUGCAGCCGCCGCUUCAGCCAGUCCUCCACGCUGCGCAACCACGUGCGUCUGCACACCGGCGAGCGGCCGUACCGCUGCGGAGUGUGUCAGAGCGCGUACUCGCAGCUGGCCGGACUGCGCGCGCACCAGAAGAGCGCACGACACCGGCCCCCUGCGCAGACCACGCACACACCGCAGACACCAGUGCACACCACUGCGCACCCCGCACUGCUGCGACACACACCUGCUAUGGUGAUCUGA
Molecule: messenger RNA, 1083 nt
Organism: Danio aesculapii
Lineage: Eukaryota; Metazoa; Chordata; Actinopteri; Cypriniformes; Danionidae
Product: PR domain zinc finger protein 12-like
Exons: 5
Coding region: 1-1083 (360 amino acids)
Biological process (GO): neurogenesis
Cellular component (GO): nucleus
Molecular function (GO): histone methyltransferase binding
Source: RefSeq, a predicted model, not a curated record